Messenger RNA from Lactuca sativa (garden lettuce), 738 nucleotides. The record is from RefSeq and is a predicted model, not a curated record. Lineage: Eukaryota; Viridiplantae; Streptophyta; Magnoliopsida; Asterales; Asteraceae.
AUGGAGGUUGUAGGAAGAUGUUCGGUUGAUGUGGUGUUAGUCUCCCGAUGUGAUGACAGUGGUGACCAAUACAUAGGUGAUUACUGUAAAAAAAUCAUUACUCUUUCUACUCUCCUCGCCAAUCUUCAAAACCCAGUACCUGAAAGAACUUUAGUUACUCACCUUCUCAAUGGUCUUUCACCCCAGUAUGAACCAGUUGCUCUAAUCCUACGCCACAGAGACCCCUUCCCUUCAUUACUCCAAGCCCAAUCAGCCCUUGUGGCCGAGGAGCAACGCCUCAAGAGAACUCGCCCAAAACAACAACCAUCGCAUACUGAUAAUGCCUCCUCACCGACGGUUCUCUACACUGCCGAUCAGACCCAAUGCUCUAGUGGUUCUCGUGGUGGUCGCUCAUCAUGUGGCGGUCGUAAUGCUCGUGGUAGUCAUCCAUCUGGUAAUAAUCUCGCUACUCCCUCACAAAACCAAAUACCUCACUACCCAUGGACUGUUUCCCCAUUGUGGCCACCAUACACUUGGGCUAAUCCCGCCUACUGGGCCACCUACCGACCCGCUAGACCAACUCACUUCAAUCAGUAUCGUAAACCAGCCCCACAGCAGCCUCACGAUGGCCUUUUGGGCCCCAGUCCGUCGACUCCAACAACACCACAGGCUGCGUUUCACACCACCAACUCACCUGGUCUUGCUACUCCGCAACAGUUGCUCCCUCCAAUGACACAAGACCAACCUACUGGCUACUGA